Prosopis cineraria is the source of this 396-nucleotide messenger RNA. Its product is annotated as jasmonate-induced oxygenase 3-like. The coding region runs from base 37 to 396 and encodes 119 amino acids. Lineage: Eukaryota; Viridiplantae; Streptophyta; Magnoliopsida; Fabales; Fabaceae. The transcript is spliced from 2 exons. The record is from RefSeq and is a predicted model, not a curated record.
UUCUAGCUAAUCACAAUAGCUUCAACCUUUAUUCACAUGGCUUCAUCAGUAGUCACUAUUUCGUCAUCAAAGCCCCAAGAGCUUCAAGCAUCUCAUAUUUCAAGCGUUAAAGCUUUCAUUGAAUCAAACAACGCCAUUUCAAUCCCUUCCACCUACUACUCUAUCACUGAGCUUCGUAAAGAUGUUGUAGAAGACGACCUUGCUGCUUCCAUCCCUGUUAUUGACUUCGCUCUCCUCACCUCCGACGACCCUCACGUCCACGCUAACACUGUUCAAGAUCUCGGCAGUGUCUGCAAAGAAUCGGGCUUCUUCAUGAUCAUAAAUCAUGGGAUCGAAGAAGAAGCUGAUGAAGGAUCUACUGAACAUGUCCAUGGAGUUUCACAACUUGUCUUUUGA